UAGUCGUCACUACGAUGGCGCGUCGGCCCACGUGUUGCGCAGGCGACUCGAAAUGCCAGUUGUGUUUUGAAUCUGGUCGCCGGCGGUCGUUUGGAUUCUUCCCCACAGCUUCGUCACCAUGAACGAUAUUCUACGCAAUCAGUUAGAAACCGACGGCUACGUCGUCCUGGAGGACUUUCUCCGUGCAGCGGAGUGCGACGAGCUCAAGUCCGCAGGAGUGGAGCUCACGAAAGCCAUACCCGAUGGCCAGGAUCGAAUCGUCUUCUCCACCAAGGAAGCGAUGAAACCGCAACUCCGCGACGAGUACUUCCUGAACAGCAACGACAAAAUCCGCUACUUCUUCGAGGAAGGCGCCCUCGACGAGACCGGGAAGCUGACGGUGGACCCCAGCGUGUCCUUGAACAAGGUCGGCCACGCCCUUCACCUGCUGCAUCCAAUCUUCCGUUGCUACACGUACAGCGACCGCGUGAAGAGUGUCUGCCACCAGCUCGGCUUCAAGGAACCCGCAGUGGUGCAGAGCAUGUACAUCUACAAGAAUCCACGACUGGGAGGCGAAGUGGUGCCCCACCAAGAUGCGACCUACCUACACACGGAUCCUGUCCCUCCAGUCGGUUUCUGGAUCGCCCUGGAGGAUGCCACAGUCCAAAACGGCUGCCUGUGGAUGGCUCCAGGGUCCCACAUGUCCGGGGUCCACCGGAGACUGACGCGGAACCAAGAAAAGGACGGUAAAACUGCGUUGGUGUAUGACAAACCAGCUGCCGUGUAUCCUGAGUCCAGUUUCAUACCAGUUCCAGUCAGUAAAGGAACAUGCAUCCUCAUUCACGGCAACGUGGUGCACAAAAGUGCCCCAAACCGCUCCUCCGCCAGCCGACACGCGUACACCUUCCAUGUCGUGGAGAAGGAUAAAAACCUGUACUCUCCCGACAACUGGCUGCAGGAAGGGCCCGCUGCGCCCUUCGUCAACGUUUACACCACGCCGCAAAUCGUUUGAGACAUUAACGUUCUUCAAAGGCCAAUGUGGCUACAUAUAUAUUUAGAAUAAUAAAGUAACAGUGUGCCAAUGUUAUUAGUUUUCGGGAAUAACAACAUAUCGGGUGGUGUGGGCCGCUGAUUGAAUUGAACAUUAGCUAUUGUCCGUGACAUCGCUCACGGAUUUUCGCCUACGUCAAUAUUCAUCUUUGAGGUGAUAUUUCAAAAAUCACCUCAAUUCAAUGCUCCUUAUUAUAACAAAUGUUUUUAUGAUUUAAUGAGUAUGGAGUCACUUGAUCUUUUUAAUCAUCUAUAAAAUCAGGCAUUAUAUAAUACAAUUAUUCGGUAUACGACAAACCGUGAUUGAGUGACAAUUGAUAUUCUUUUUCAUAACUUUACUGAUAUCUGCAAAAGGAAACGUUACACAGUAGGAAAAUGAAUAACAUUGACGACUGCUCGGGGCUCGCAUGCCUCAUAAGAAAUACAAGCACUUUACUGCAAAUCUAUUUUUUAUAUUAUAUAUUAGUAGGAUAAGUAUGUACGCCACUCCAUUCUGUUGAAAUAAAACUAGCAAUGAUUGAUCAAUCUCCAAAGUAUGCUUCUUUGUAUUACAGGACACUAACCGAAUGGUGUUUUAGACCUAUCUUUAUAUAAUAAUAAUUUUUAUCUUGAUCUUAUCUGAAUAAUGAUGUGACACAUUUACGGCGACAAAAAUAAUUUCUUCUAUUAGGUACCUAAUAAUGAAAAGUAACCUGAAUUUGUAAUAAAAAACAAUAGUUGAAAAAAAUAAAAUGUUGAGUCGACAACGAAAUGGUACGUAAUCACACCAUGUAAUUUGAGAAAAUUGAGAUUCUAAUGCGAAAAUAAUUAAAUUGUGUUUUGCGUUCCAAGAAACGCCUACUUGGAGGGAAGAUUUCACAGAAUUGAGAAUAUUUUUAAUAAUAGAAGUGACAUUAAUUAUUCGUCGAUGCGGCCUGCCUUUUGUCGAAUUUUCAUAUAAAGAAUGAGGUAAUAUACUGGGAACUUUACGCAAAAAAGACAUAGGUUAAUAGU
Messenger RNA from Plodia interpunctella (Indianmeal moth), 2022 nucleotides. RefSeq names its product Phytanoyl-CoA dioxygenase domain containing 1 (gene Phyhd1). The coding region runs from base 119 to 991 and encodes 290 amino acids. The record is from RefSeq and is a predicted model, not a curated record. Lineage: Eukaryota; Metazoa; Arthropoda; Insecta; Lepidoptera; Pyralidae. The transcript is spliced from 6 exons.